UUUUAUAGAUUACAUUUCAAAGAAAUUUGGCGCGGGAGAAAAUCUCAAUUCACAUUCGCAGUCAAAUUCUUCAAAACAAAAUGGACGACCACGAUUUGGAAUUGGAGAAAACUCGGUUGAUAAGCUUGGCUCUUGAUUUUGGGUUCGAUGAAGAAUCAGCAAAGAAGUGCUUGGAUCGUAUGGUUCAACUCUAUGGUGAAGAUGGCCGUGAUUUUAUCACGGUGGAGCACUGUGGUGAUGAUUUCCUUGCGGCCUUAGCUGAAUCGAUGCAAGACACUGAGGAAUGGGACGAUUUACAAGCCAUUGAGUCAGAAGCUUGUGGAACUUUGAAUAACUUGUUUGACAAAGAUGUUCUCAAUAGUCAUGAAGUGGAUAAUGGUGGUAAUGGAAGAAACUACAUCACUGUUAUAGAUGAUUCACCCGAAAAGCAUCCAAAUUUUAUGGAGUUGGAUUCUUCGAGUGACAGUGAAGACUUAGACUUUGGAAUUCGAAAGGAAAAAAAUGUCAAAUCUACCCCUUCUUUUACUGACUGGAGAAGUCCUGUUCUCAACGAAGGUUCAAGUAAAACUUCUUCAAAAUCUGUGGAUUGUAGGAGCAGCAUCACUCAAGGUUCAAUCCCAUCAGUUUCUCAUAAAAAACAUUGCUCCCGAACAUCAAAAGUGGAACAUGAGAUUCUCAGUUAUGAAGUAUUACAGGCUUUGGAUGAUUUUGAAUUGGCAAAUGUUGUAAUAUUUGGUAACAGGACAUUCCGCCCAUUGCAGCAUCAAGCUUGUAAAGCAGCUGUAGCAAAGAGAGAUUGCUUUAUUCUUAUGCCUACUGGAGGUGGUAAAAGUCUAUGUUACCAGCUUCCAGCAACUCUGCAACCAGGUGUUACGGUUGUUGUUUCUCCCUUACUUUCCCUCAUUCAGGAUCAAAUAAUUACUCUGAACCUCAAGUAUGGAAUACCAGCAACUUUUUUAAAUUCUCAACAAACUGCUUCCCAAGCAGCAGCUGUCCUCCAAGAGCUAAGGCAAGAUAAACCAUCAUGCAAGCUCUUAUAUGUAACUCCUGAGAGGAUUGCUGGGAACUUAUCAUUUCUUGAGAUUCUCAAAUGCCUGUGUCGGAAGGGACAACUAGCAGGUUUUGUUGUUGAUGAAGCACACUGUGUAAGUCAAUGGGGACAUGAUUUUCGUCCAGAUUACCGGGGGUUAGGAUGUCUUAAGCAGAAUUUCCCAGAUGUCCCUGUGAUGGCAUUGACUGCCACAGCAACCCAUUCAGUUCGUGAGGACAUAAUGAAAGCUUUAAGAAUCCCUCGCGCUCUGGUUCUCGAGAGGAGCUUUGAUAGACCCAACUUGAAGUACGAAGUUAUUGGAAAGACCAAGGAGCCAUUGAAGCAGCUUGGACAACUACUAAUGGAUCGCUUCAAGAAUCAGUCUGGAAUUGUGUACUGCCUUUCAAAAAGUGAAUGUGCUGAGGUUUCAAAGUUCUUAAAUGAGAAAUGUAAGAUUAAGACAGAAUAUUACCACGCUGGUUUGGCACCUCGCCAGAGAGUUGCUGUUCAAAAGAAGUGGCACAUGGGAGAGGUCCAUAUUGUAUGUGCUACUAUUGCUUUUGGAAUGGGAAUAGACAAACCAGAUGUUCGAUUUGUCAUCCACAAUACAAUGUCCAAAUCGAUUGAAAGCUAUUAUCAAGAAUCAGGUAGGGCGGGAAGAGAUGAUCACCCUGCAGUAUGCAUUGCUCUAUAUCAGAAGAAGGAUUUUAGUCGGGUUGUGUGUAUGUUGCGGAAUGGGCUUAAAUACAAAAAAGAAAGCUUUAAGACAGCAAUGACUCAAGCUCAGAAAAUGCAACAGUAUUGUGAACUGAAGGCUGACUGUCGGAGACAAGCCUUACUCAAUCACUUUGGAGAGUCUUUUGAUCGGAAAGCCUGCAAAUAUGGUUCUAAUCCUUGUGAUAACUGUCUCAAGACUUCCUCGUGAGGACCUCCAUGUUAAUCUUUGUAUGCUACUGAGGUAUGACGCAAUUCAGUACCAAUUUAAUUUACCUUCUUGUUGGGCCCACAUCUCAGUAUAUUGUCCUCAUCACAUCCCACAUGGUUCAAUAAAGGACUGUUUCAUUCUUGACUUUCUGACUAGACAUAAAAAUAGACUUAGUUGCGGAAUUAUGCCCCUAUUGAAGGAAUAAAGCAACUGUGCUGGGUUUUAUCUCAAUCCUUUUUGUCCUUUCAAAUUUUUCUUAACAGUGGUACUGCCAUGCUGUAGCCUUGCUAUACCGAUGGAGGUACCAAAGCCGACCUACUCUUUGUCAAAUGACUAGUAAAAAUCCAUGCCCGCUGUUUGUUUCAGACAUCACCCGCCUUAUUAUCAGAUUUUGUGUCGGGUGCAUGCAUGAGAUUGCGUGUGUGUGUCAUGGGUGUUUGAAUGUGAGGGCUCUGUGUAAAGAAUGUACUCUUGAAUGUGUUGGUUUGGUGUGUAUCAGUUGGCCAUGUGCUUUCCAGGUUGAAGUGGUUGAUGUACUUGUAUGACAAUUAAUGAUAUGGUCUGCUAAUUUCAUGUGAUUACAUGAAUGUCUAUUAAACUCAAAGUUUUGUAGUUACUACUUGAUUCCUUUUGUGGGAUUUAGAAGUCAAGACAGGCCUUUGGGCUACAUAAGAGAACUCUUUCAUUUCUUUUAACGUUCA
This is a messenger RNA of Quercus robur (English oak), 2656 nucleotides long. Its product is annotated as ATP-dependent DNA helicase Q-like 1. NCBI's taxonomy places the organism in Eukaryota, Viridiplantae, Streptophyta, Magnoliopsida, Fagales, Fagaceae. Gene Ontology annotation, biological process: double-strand break repair via homologous recombination. Gene Ontology annotation, cellular component: cytoplasm; nucleus; chromosome. The record is from RefSeq and is a predicted model, not a curated record. Gene Ontology annotation, molecular function: nucleic acid binding; ATP binding; 3'-5' DNA helicase activity. The transcript is spliced from 10 exons. Bases 81 to 1955 code for a protein of 624 amino acids.